AUGCUGGGAGGCAUGUCGCCUAAACUGAAGCCGCUCCUUCUGCCUCAGUUGGUCGAGGAGCGCAAACGAUCCGAUUCCGCUUCUCAGUUUUCGAGUCCUGAUUUCAACGUAAUUGGUACUUGGCCCUACGUCGUUGCCGCCCCCGAUUCUUCUUGCUCCGACAUUACUUCUCCCAUCACGCCAACCUUCUCAACUCGUGGGCAUGUCCGCAUGUCGAGUUCCUCGUCCUCGCUCGACCUGCCCCCGCCACCCCAGGAUGGCUACGUCUCCCCGUCGCUGCUGUCCAGCACCUUGACCAAGGCUUCCAUGCGCCAGCUGCCCGAUGUUGAGGAGGAGCCUUUGGAAAAGGAAUCAUACCAACACAUCGACGACGACCUCUCUGACGAUGAGGAUAGCUUUGGACUGUAUAACUAUCUACGUGAGUUGGGUUGCGCACGCGCGGGCAGAACUAUCACAGCUAACAAGCAGGUUGCAGGCAACGAUGCUUGCGCUCGCGGUAACAGCUCCGAGGACCUCUUCGAUGCCGGCCUCGUCGGCGAUUUCGAUAUUGACGAUUACGACGCUGGCUUCCUCAGUGACGGCGACAUCAACGCUAGCGCCUCCUACGGAAAGAAGAAACGUUCUGGUAUUGAGUUAUCUGGACUCACGGCCCGCCUCGAAUCUCGCUUCCCUAACAUUACACGAUGGAGGUCUGGUCAUCGCUCACGUAUGGCAAGUGCUCCUCCAAUGGAGUACAACCUUGACAAUGUCUUAUCUCGUGCUCCCUCGAGUCGCUCAUCCUCCAUCUCCGCCCGUGCCCGUCAGAACACAGAGGCAAGCCACGAGCAUUCCAUCCCUCCCACCCCCACACUGCCAUUUGGUAGCACCGAAAGUGUCAAUGUCCCGUCCCUGACACCCGUCUUGACCGACGACGACAAAAUCGACAUUCAGAGGGAUCGUGCCCUGGCCACUACGCCACUUCUGCCUCCGCUCAUGACUGGCCCUCUCGGCAAGCCACCGGCCGAGGGUCCGCUCCAAUCGCCCAGUGUCGAGUCGGCGCCCACGCCGCCACGGCUCUCUUUCGCUGCUCAGUCACCGCCACUCACGUCCGCAUCAUCCUUUGCGCGGCCGUCACUGAGCUCUCGUCCAUCAGUUCAAUCGCUUCGCAACAUCUCGAGCAGCACCGAGAUGCCGUUCCCGGUGCCCGCUCCGCUGCCGUCGAUUCUGCAAGAGUACGAUGAAUGGUCUGAUCGCCUUGGCCAUGCCAACUUUACCAUCUCCCCUGCUCCCUACGAUCCUCCAGCUGUCAACCCUGAGACUAUUGCCAAGUUUCAAAGCGACUGGGAUACGGCGCGCUGCAACUACACCAAGCACUUGGUGCGCACUGGCGAAAAUUAUGGCCAGACGAGCAAGAUUUACGGCCUCACUGAAGCCAAGUGGGCCGAGACGGAGCGUCGCUGGAGAAGCAUCUACCAAGAUGUUAUCAAGCAGACACCUUCAGCUGUGCCCAUGCAAAAGACCAACUCUCGCAGCCGCAGUCGCGGGCGCGUUCGGGGCCGUUCUCUUAGCGCCCACCCUAGUUCUAUGCAACACAGUCCUCACGGUGACGCUUUUGCUGGCAUGGAAUGGAAGCGUCUCGAAGAUAGCUUGCCCCGCGCUGUGCCUCAGAUGAUCGAGGCACUCGACGCUGCUCCAGGCAAGUUUCCCAGCCGCGGCGACGAAGACAUUGUCGGUCCCAUGCACCGCGAAACUUCCAUGGCUGGCGCGUACGAAGACACUCGCUCGCGCUUCUGGAAGAGCCUUGGAGCCAAAGUUGGCAUUCAUCGAUGA
This is a messenger RNA of Beauveria bassiana ARSEF 2860, 1809 nucleotides long. RefSeq names its product only proline and serin are matching in the corresponding protein. Bases 1 to 1809 code for a protein of 602 amino acids. The record is from RefSeq and is a predicted model, not a curated record. NCBI's taxonomy places the organism in Eukaryota, Fungi, Ascomycota, Sordariomycetes, Hypocreales, Cordycipitaceae. The transcript has a single exon.